UACACGGAGUGACAACCUGGCCAAUGAGCUGUCUGUCUGGCUGCACGAAGGGGUGAGCGUCUGCCGAGGCCCAAUCAGCGGCUCAGUGCUGCCUGCCGGUGCCGGAGACUGGUGGUGAGGAGCCGCUGCAGCGCGUCAGGACCGGACCGUGAACCCGGAGACGGUACACACUGAGGCGAAAAGGAGACACAGGAUGGAGCGGAUGUCUGAGGAGGCACUGAGGCUCAACCUGCUGAAGCGAGGCUUGGAGUCCCCCAGCGAGCGAGAGGAAGCCCUGGCCAAACGCCUCAAAAUGGAGGGCCACGAGGCCAUGGAACGCCUCAAGAUGCUGGCUCUACUCAAACGCAAGGACCUCGCUGACCUGGCAGCCCUGGAAGUCGGGGGCCCCCUGGGAGACGGGAAGGGGCCCGGAGCAAGCAGCCUCCACCACCAGAGCCUCAUGGGGGCCACAUACGAUGAGAAGAUGAACGGGAGUCUGAGGCUGGCAGGCCACGGCAGCCAUAUCGGAGCCAGUAAGAACGGGAAGGAGAACAUGAUGGAUGAGCCGGUGGACAUGAGCGCCGGGAGGAGAUGCGAGGCUGACCAUGACCGACGGACUCCGUCUCCAGACGUCAUCAUCCUGUCAGACAACGAGGCGUCGAGUCCCAGAACUACACCGCGUCCUGAGGAGCGCCUGCACCAAGCCAACCUGGACCUGUUCAAGGGGAAGACGGGAGAAGAGAGGCAGCAGAUGAUCAAGGCUCUGAGGGAGGAGCUGCGUCUGGAGGAGGCGCGCCUGGUGCUGCUCAAGAAGCUCCGGCAGAGUCAGAUGCAGAAGGAGAAUGUGGUGCAGAAGGUCCCGGUGGUGCAGAACGCUGCCUCCUCUGUGCAGGCCCCCCCCAUGCACAGCUCUCAGGGCCUGGGGAAGCUGCCUGUGAGGCCGGGCAUGCACAACCCGGAGCCCCAGAACCUCCGCACUGCACAGGGUCACACAGUCAUCAGGUCAGCAGCCAAUGCUAACCUGCCCCCCAUGCUGAUGUCUCAGCGAGUGAUAGCCCCCAACCCCUCCCAGCUGCAGGGCCAGAGACUGUCCUCUAAGCCCGGGAUGUCCCGCUCUAGCUCCAGCAUGGCCAACGCCGUCAGCUACCAGCAGCAUCAGAGAAUGUGUGUCUCCCUGCAGGCCAGCCAGCAGGUGGCAGCUUCCCAGCGCUCAGGGUCCAGCGCCAUGUACAUGAACCUGGCCCACAUGCAGGCGGCAGCAGCAGCCGGCGGGGGCAUGGGCGGAGCCUCGGCCGUCAGCCCGUCCACCAUGUCCAGCUCGGCGGGUGGGGUGAGCUCCAUCGCCGACCAGGCCAGCAGCCAGGCGGCCGCCAAACUGGCCCUGAGGAAGCAGCUGGAGAAGACCCUGCUGGAGAUCCCCCCUCCCAAACCCCCUGCCCCGCUGCUCCACUUCCUGCCCUCUGCCGCCAACAGCGAGUUUAUCUACAUGGUGGGGCUGGAGGAGGUGGUGCAGAGUGUGCUCGACAGUCAGGGUAAACUCAGAGGGACUUUGGGCCGGAUGGAGCCGUUCUUCUGCGCCCAGUGCAGAACCGACUUCACCCCGCACUGGAAGCAGGAGAAGAGCGGGCGGAUCCUGUGUGAGCAGUGCAUGACCUCCAACCAGAAGAAGGCUCUGAAGGCAGAGCACACCAACCGGCUGAAGAAUGCCUUUGUGAAGGCCCUGCAGCAGGAGCAGGAGAUCGAGCAGAGGCUGCAGCAGCAGGCAGCCCUGUCCCCCAGCUCGGCCCCUACUGGCCCCAACGCCUCCAAGACUGACUCCAUGAUCCGACACCAUGCACUCCGCCAGGCCCCCCAGCCUCAGGCCUCCAUGCAGAGAGGUCUGUCUAACUCGGCGCGGGGUGUCCUGUCUAACUUCGCCCAGGCCUCCCAGCUGUCUGUGGCCAGUAGCCUCAUGGGGAUGACCAGCGGCAAGCACUGUGGCAGCGGGGGGGGCGGCGGCAACAGAAUGCAGCACGACAGCCGCCGGCAGAUCUACAACAUCCCAGGGUUAAAUAUCGCCUAUCUGAACCCGGCGGCGGUUGGGGCCCAUAAGAGCUCCAGCUUAGCGGACCGGCAGAGAGAGUACCUGUUGGACAUGAUCCCGCCUCGAUCCAUAUCGCAGUCCAUCAGCGGACAGAAAUGAGCCCCUCUGAAGCCCCUCCUACCCCAUACUGAAGCACUCCCAGAUCGACCAACACCCCUUUCCCCCCCACCCCCCCAUCGCAUGCAGUGCCUGUCCGUGUGCCUACCCAUGAAACCCACGAGUCGGACAAAGACACUAAACUGUCGGUGCAUCUCAGAUGUUCUUCUUAUAGCUCUUCUUCUUCGUCAGCGUUGUUUAACAAUUAUAAUUCCCAUUAUUAUCGCUGUUGGUAGCACUAUUAUUAUACCUGCAACUACCACGUUUGCUUCAGUUUACUCAUUAUGCUUUUUCUUUUAUACGUGUUCGCUUGUUUUUGUUUCCCUCUUUACUUUGGGCAGUGGAUCACCGUAGGGCUCCGUCAGGCCAGGUCACGAUUCUUUUCCCCUCUCAAUUAUAAAGCGUAGACCUGAGCGUUGCUAGUAACAGAAGAUCAACAGAGUGCAUUCUGGUUGCUAUGCAACAUAAAGUGGAACAGCUUUGUAAAAAGUGUUAGCUCGCUAACUUUGAGUAACAAAGUGGAAAAUACUGAUAGGAAUAAACAGACGGGGGCAGAGCACCCUCACCAUCACCUGGUUAAUGGGCCAGUUUCAGGAUCCGUUACCACGGACUUGCAGCUGAAGCUGGAUUCGCUCCACCGGAAUCUGGAGACCCCUGGAGGUGCCGGUGAAGAGAAGAUCAGAGUUUGGAAAGCUUUUCCCCUGGCGGUCGACUCCCAGCAUUCCCCAUCAGAGGGUCAUCAGGGGUCUCUUCCUGUCAGCCCCCCCCCCCCCCCCCCCGCUGCAGAUGGAUGUAUCCUGAGCCCUGACAGACUGCAGCUCAUCCUGGAGGAUCAUCUGAAGCUCCCCCAGUGUUCACAGGGAGGAUGGUGUCCACUCGGAGAAAGGCAUUCCAUCUCACUUCCUGCCCCCCCCCCCCCCCCUUUGGUUAUCCAGUAUGCACAGACUGAACCCUUUUUACCCCUAAGCUCCUUUUUGACAUCGUAUGUUCUUUAAAUGAACUCAAGUCUGGAGGUGGAGGCACAUUUUCUGCAUCCCAACCACAGAUUCUCUACCUGGAAACCUACCGUCCGGGUCCUUUUCUUCUUCUUUUUUAGUUUUCUGAUUGUUGGCCCCUCCACCCAACUCUCCUUCUUUCUUUUUUUUUUUGCUUAGUUUUAUUUGUUAGUUUGUUUGUUUGUUUGUUUUGCGGCGUCUCUUUAUGAAGUGGUGGCGUACCUGAGAGGUGUUAGCCACCAGAGACGAUAAUAAUCAUCAAAGCUAAAAACAGAAACUAUUGUAUGGAUAAUGUAUAGAUACCUAGCUUCAGAGGGAGAAAAUAAAUGAUGUGGAUUAUAUCUUUUAUGGGAGAGACAUGAUCAAUCAUUGUGUGCAUGCUCUGCACACGAGUCGCCUCACUCCAGAGGAGCACUUUGCAUAUUUCCAAUUGGAAAAACAUUUUUUUUAAAGGAGGUAAAGAAUGUUACAAUUGAGAGUGGCUAGAGUCUGGAUGCUGGCUGAUGGCCGACCAGAGGUGUGUAAGGAUUGUGGAUUGCAUCACGGUGUGUUUUAUGGGAUGAUGAAUGAUCCUUCGCCGGUGUUGAUCUCUGUUAAUGUUGAACCUCAAGUGUCAGUUCCCAAAUCCUGAAAAAAAAUCCACUUUAAGUAAAUGUAUCAUCCUUUUUAAAGUAGUGUGUUUAAUCAGUGGGAAACAACCAGAUGCAAAAACACCCCCUUUACCGUGUAGAUAACCCUCCUCAGAUCCUGGCUGCUCACAUGGUCACAGCAUGGACGCUCUUCCCUGGUCUUAAAAAAUAAAAUCGCUUCUGAUUUGCACAUUUUCUUCAUGAACUGGUUAACCUGUUCUGUAAAUGUUUAAUUAAGAUGCAGUUCCCUAAACACUCCUCUAAAAAGGCAUGGGUUAUUUCAGGAGAAAGGGCUUUAGAUCUCUCCUCCAUUGAAUAAACGAACACUACCUACUAAAGUGUUGAAAGGACAAUUCAAGGUUCUGAAACAUUUCAAUCAAAUAAUUGUUCAUCUGCUAAAUCUAUAAAUAUAAUGAAUGAUUGGAUUAACUGCCAGACAAAGACUGUUUCACUGACUUCUUUUUCUCCUAUGGAACGUCCAAUGUACAUGGGGCAGGUUCACACUGACAUGAGGGCGACACUGCAGAAGUAACGCUGGCCGACACGUGCUCUGGCAGCCAUGUUGGAUUCAUCCGCUCUAAAUGUUUUUCUCUCAGUCUCUGUGCAGUACGUGUGUGUGAAUGGAACAAUCAGCAGUUACUUGGUGUUUGAUGGAUGUCUAACCAUGUUUGGUUACAUUACACUCAGUUAGUUCAUUCUGGACUCUUUUCACUUUGUGUCCUCAACAUCCUGCAGCCUGGAGACAGUCUCCUCAGCCCCAGCUGUUUGCGGUGUGCGGUGUUAAAAAGCUAAUGUUAGCAUGCUCACAUGCUAAACUCAGAUUGAAACAUGGUUAGCAAUAGCGGCUACCUACCUUCUCGUUGUUAGCGUGUAAGAAAGCUGACAUUAGCAUUUGGCUCAAUGCACUGCUGUGCCAAGUAAAGCUAAACAGCUAGUCUCUUAUUGUGUUAAAUGACAAGCAAUGCAAAAACUGAAGCUAAAAACGCAGGAGAAGUCCAAGUGGCAGGUUAAAACCUUCUUCUAAAAGUAUCCGAUAUUUAAAACUUCUUGAAAAUAAACUAUAGUACUUCACAGGGAAGAGCUAGCUUAUAAUUCACAAUGGUGAAUGCUAGCGGUGUUAGAUUCACGCUCCAGUUAGCCAAGCUAGCUAACACAGCCUCUCCUCUUUUCGUUGCUCAGUGUUAUUUUACAGUUGUGUCUGUCCAUGUUCUAAAAUUCAGUUUGUAUCAUAUCUUCAGGUUAGAAGUACAAUUUAAACGCUCAAGAUUUUAACAGGGACAUGUUCCUUUUAACAAUAUUAGCCAAAUUAGCUGAUGUGUUGUUGCUAACGCAGAAGCAGCAUAUUAUGUAUUUUGAGGCUUUUUUCAGAGAUUUUUAAAAGAUGGUCAAACUAAAUGUCUGGCUGGCUUCUAAAGGCUUCCCUUAGUUCCCAGCUCUUCCCGAGCCGAGGCUGUGCCACAGUAAUACACAGCAUACAGUCUCUGUGUAGCCAUGAUGAUGUGUAAUAACUAGCCGUCAGUUCUCUAAUGGAGGGAGCUCCACCUCCCCUGUUAUUCUCUCUGUGUGUGUGUGUGUGUGUGUGUGUGUGUGUGUGUGUGUGUGUGUGUGUGUGUGUGUGUGUGUGUGUGUGUGUGUGUGUGUGUGUGUGUGUGUGUGUGUGUGUCUGGUUCAUCAGAGCAUCCCAUGAUAAACAGCCAGUGAAAUGGAAGACUUGAAAGUUUAACUAUCUAGGGUGUAAACUAAGUGUACACUUGGAAAACAUAAUUUGUGCUAAUUCUAAUAAAGAAACCAAUCAAUUCUCCUUUUGCUGGAACAGUAGACCUUGGAUGUAGAGAUAUAUUUUCUUGAGUUUUAAAUGUCUGGGAUACAUUUUUUACUGCCACACAAUUUGAUUUUAGCAAUGUUUUUUUCCAUGCGUCUCCUUUUGCUGCCACGCUUGAGAAAAAGCGCUCCUGUCUCUCACUCUGUUGCAGAUGCGUCCACACUCUUUGUAUCUGGAUUUCAGAUUCUUUCUUGAAAUCUAAAUUUGAAGUCAUUCUUUUUCUGACGUCUCAAUUCAGUUUUUCUUUCUAUUGCAGUUUAAAAAAUAAACAAAUGUAUUGACUAUGAAAUAAAUGACACGAUAUUUGCUAGGUUUGAAGUAAUAAUGACUUAUUGUACAUAAGCAUUUUCUCCUCCCUUGUUCUGAAAAAAGAAAUUAAAUGGUUGUAUAUUGUGUAGAAAAGCAAACAAAAAGCCAUGAAUAUUGUGAAGCUUGUCAUUUCGUUUUGUGAUCACUGUGUAUUAUUGUGUAACAAAUGUGCAAAAUGUUUGGGAUUCUUUCCCCUCCGCUUCUUGGAGCUCUCCCUGGAUGCAUUCACCUCGGCGGGGGCUAGUUAGUGUUAGCAGGAAGGCGCACUGGUUCAGACCGAGCGGCUCAAAUCACAUCUGGUCAAUUCUCUCGGAGCAUUGAAACUCAAAAUAACUUUACAGAACAGUUUCCUGCUCACCAGAAGAUCCACAUUGUGUUGGAUUACAUGUAACCCUCCUGACUUUAGCGUCACAUUAAAGUUCAUCUGCUGACCCCUUUGAGGUGUCCACAUGAUCAUUUUCUAUGAAGUGGACUGGUUAGAAUCACAGCGUGGAAAGGUGAUGUUUAAAAAGUCCUUUUUCCAGGAUUCAGUUAGUCUCAGACACUUUUUCUGUCAUGGGGACAUUUGUUCUAAAGGUGUUGGUGUUUAAACGAAGUUCUUUAAAUGUUGUGAGCAGAUCACCUUAAAAGCUGAACAAAAAAUAUCAUAAAAGGUUUAGUUAGAACAUCACACCAGCUCCAUCAUGUGCAAAAACACAUACAUAAAUGCACAUGUCAGUGACCUGAUAAUGUACAAAGAAAGCGUGUUCCUACUUUUCAUCAGGGUUUGCAUGCUAUCAGUGCCCGAGGGGAUCAAAUGAAUUUGAUACAGAGAUUUGUCGCUAAGUAUUCCAUGCAGCAAAGCACUAGGGACAGCUGCUUCUGAACCAGUGAUCACUUCCUGCCGACUUCAGCGUACAUCCACGUGCGCUCCUCUGCUGCCGGGCUUUUUUCUUCUAUUAGUUGUUGUUGCUAAUGCAGGGAAACAUUUAAUUUCUCAAUCAGUUUUAUCAAUUUUCAGUUGACUUUUUGUAUAAUGUGGGAUCUGCAGAAACAGAUGAUGAAACCAACCGGAAACUAAUUGAAGUCCUUUUUUCGUUUUGCUUACAUCAAUCCUGACCUUUUGCACAUACUUGAUAUUUAACGGUCUUCAAAAAAGUAAAAGAAAAUAAUGCUGUUUGAAUACUGCCAGUUGAUUGACAAUUAUGCAUUGAUUGAAAAAAUAAGCUAAUUUUGGAGGAAAUAACUUUGUAAUAUUUAUCUCUUGCAAGCUAUGUUUAAUAAAGGUUGAAACAA
Messenger RNA from Eleginops maclovinus (Patagonian blennie), 7188 nucleotides. It is a transcript of the gene gatad2b, whose product is annotated as GATA zinc finger domain containing 2B. The transcript is spliced from 11 exons. Gene Ontology annotation, molecular function: sequence-specific DNA binding. Lineage: Eukaryota; Metazoa; Chordata; Actinopteri; Perciformes; Eleginopidae. The coding region runs from base 194 to 2161 and encodes 655 amino acids. Gene Ontology annotation, biological process: negative regulation of transcription by RNA polymerase II. The record is from RefSeq and is a predicted model, not a curated record. Gene Ontology annotation, cellular component: NuRD complex.